This is a messenger RNA of Striga asiatica, 468 nucleotides long. The record is from the annotation of a GenBank genome assembly. NCBI's taxonomy places the organism in Eukaryota, Viridiplantae, Streptophyta, Magnoliopsida, Lamiales, Orobanchaceae.
CCCUCGCGCUGCCGGACGCCGUGUCGCCGGAGCCAUCCGGACUUUGCUUUCGCGUUCAACGACAUCAAUUUCUCGGACAGAAUUCUCCGGAUUGAGAUCAUACCCGAUUCUCCGUGCCCAAACCGGACCCUGACCCUCGCCGAUUGGGCCAGGAACCGCAAAUGUCGGCGUGACGAUCAGCUCACCGUUGCAAAUGAACAUGAUCUGAAUUGCAAUGUGCUGGAUUUGGAAGAAGCAGUUGCUUAUGAGAAUCAAGAGGAAGAAGCUUUUGCAAUGGUUGAAGAGUCACCUUUGGAUGCAGAGACUACAGUGCAUGAAUCUGACACUCCACAUCAGCUCUCCAAUUUUGGCAGCAAAGAGUCCAUUUUCUUUAAGUUGUUCUCAAAUGGUACGAAGGAGUCUGAGCAGCGAUAUGUAACUCUAAGAAUUCAGGCCUCAGGUAACCAUUUUCUCAAUAGUUUACAUCAA